ACACAAAAUCAGCCAUUUGGAUUUUUAAGCCAUAAACGUUUUUUUUCCCCUCUUGUUCCAGGGACUGCAGUUAAAAGCUAGGGCUAGGACUUGGAGGAUGUGUAGGCAAACGGAAGGAGAGCCGGGGGAAGAAAAACCGAAAUGGAUUCAUUCUCUGUCCUGGAUGGAGGAGGAGAGGAGAAGAAGGGGACGUGCGAGCUUCCUUCAACUGCCUCUGUCCGGUGCAAAGUGAUGAAACCCCGGGGCCUCCUUAGGGCUCCGGAGUCCGCGCGGACUUUCGCUUUAAGCUGCCAAUCAAAGCGCUAACUAGACACCACCCUGCUCUGGCACGGACAUGAAAAAAAAAAGUCCGGCUCGGGACUUUGCCGCCGCCGCUCGCUUCUCCUCUCCAGGCUGGUCGCAGGCAAAAGUAGUUUGAAUGUACAACAUGAUGGAAACCGAGCUGAAGCCGCCCGCCCCCCAGCAAACUUCGGGGGGAGGCACGGGCAACUCCAACUCGGCCGCUAACAACCAGAAGAACAGCCCGGACCGGGUGAAGCGGCCCAUGAACGCGUUCAUGGUGUGGUCCCGCGGGCAGCGGCGCAAGAUGGCCCAGGAGAACCCCAAGAUGCACAACUCGGAGAUCAGCAAGCGGCUGGGGGCCGAGUGGAAACUUUUAUCCGAGGCGGAGAAGAGACCCUUCAUCGACGAAGCCAAGCGGCUCCGAGCUCUGCACAUGAAGGAGCACCCGGAUUAUAAAUACCGACCCCGGCGGAAAACCAAGACCCUCAUGAAGAAGGAUAAGUACACGUUGCCGGGGGGCUUGCUGGCGCCGGGCACCAACACCAUGACGAGCGGGGUCGGGGUUGGGGCCACCUUGGGAGCUGGGGUGAACCAGCGGAUGGACAGUUACGCGCACAUGAACGGCUGGACCAACGGGGGCUAUGGGAUGAUGCAAGAGCAGCUCGGCUACCCGCAGCACCCGGGCUUGAACGCGCACAACGCGGCGCAGAUGCAGCCCAUGCACCGCUACGACGUGAGCGCCCUGCAGUACAACUCCAUGAGCAGCUCGCAGACCUACAUGAACGGCUCGCCCACCUACAGCAUGUCCUACUCGCAGCAGGGCACCCCGGCCAUGGCCCUGGGCUCCAUGGGCUCGGUGGUCAAGACGGAAUCCAGCUCGAGUCCCCCCGUAGUCACUUCGUCGUCUCACUCGAGGGCUCCUUGCCAAGCGGGGGACCUCCGGGACAUGAUCAGCAUGUAUCUACCAGGUGCGGAGGUACCAGAACCAGCUGCCCCAAGCAGACUUCAUAUGUCCCAACACUACCAGAGCGCACCUGUUCCUGGCACAGCCAUUAAUGGCACACUCCCUCUUUUGCAUAUGUAAGACAAAAGGGGCCGGGGGCGGGGGAAAGGAAAACUAAAC
Molecule: messenger RNA, 1405 nt
Organism: Tinamus guttatus (white-throated tinamou)
Lineage: Eukaryota; Metazoa; Chordata; Aves; Tinamiformes; Tinamidae
Gene: SOX2
Product: SRY-box transcription factor 2
Biological process (GO): neuron differentiation; brain development; positive regulation of transcription by RNA polymerase II
Cellular component (GO): nucleus
Molecular function (GO): RNA polymerase II cis-regulatory region sequence-specific DNA binding; DNA-binding transcription activator activity, RNA polymerase II-specific
Source: RefSeq, a predicted model, not a curated record